GAGAGAGAGAGGGCAUACAGAAAGAGAGGAGUGUGUAUUGUGCGCGUGGAUGUAAUCGGCUGCCUCACUGACUGACUGACUGUGUGUGUGUGUGCAUGUGUGUGUCUGUGUGUGUAUGUGACAGAGCGAGAUCAGGAGAGGGCAGGACGCGUGGAGACCGCUCUGCGGGACUGGAUGUGUUUGGCGUCACAGACAGGAAACACGCCAGCGCAACAAAGAGAGUGUGGCGGACGCAGGCUGCUGACUGAGCUGCAGGAGGACGCAGAGCGUGGAGGAGUAAGCAGACGAGGCAGAAGAGCACACGAGACCUGAGUGACCGCGGCCAUGGCGAGCAAUAACACGGCCAGCAUCGCACAAGCCCGGAAGCUGGUGGAGCAGCUGAAGAUGGAGGCCAACAUCGACAGGAUAAAGGUGUCCAAAGCAGCAGCGGACUUGAUGUCGUACUGCGAAGCCCAUGCCAAAGAGGACCCCCUGUUAUCGCCAGUGCCCGCCUCGGAGAACCCGUUCAGGGAGAAGAAGUUCUUCUGUGCCAUCCUGUAAACUCGACGCGGCCCUUCAGCAAGUCAGCUCGGUGUGGGACUUUGAACUCCGACGUUCAAAACAUGUAGAAAUCUUCUAGUAGGGAGGGCGCGGCGACUAUUGCCCCCCUUUUCUUGAGCGGCACCUAAAGAGUGCAACAAAUUAAAAAAAAAAAACCCAGAGUUGACGUGUAACUACUAAAGGGGGUUGUGAUUGCAGUUUUUCCAGGGUGUGUGAAGAGGCUCUUAGAUGACUUUAACAAAUGAGGAGGAGGAGGAGGAGGAGGAGGGAGGAAGAGUGUGACGUUAAUCACCCAGAGAUGUGAUGGAAAACCAGUCAGCCUACCGAGUCUUCAGGUUGUGAUGUGUACAAACAAAAAAAAGAUAGCUAAAAUGAGAAUAAACAUAUUUUGUGGUUGUUUUGGGACUUCCAGAUGUUUCGUUAAAUGGCUUGUGGGCGGGUUGAGCGACGUAGGACAGCAGACGGGGACGACGCCUACCACUACACACCACCUAAUUAUUGGAAUCUCUUUUUUUUUAAGUUGUUUAUUUUGUGUUCAUUCCAACUUUACCUAGAUAUCUUUAUAUGACUGUAUGUGCUUACUGAAGUCUCUCUCUUUCUCUCUUUUUUUUUACACCAACAGGUUAGUGACAGCUUUUUUAAUGGGAUGUUUGAAACAUUCGACUCUGUGACUAUAUUUACACCUUUACCUUUCUGAAAA
Molecule: messenger RNA, 1240 nt
Organism: Salarias fasciatus (jewelled blenny)
Lineage: Eukaryota; Metazoa; Chordata; Actinopteri; Blenniiformes; Blenniidae
Gene: gng2
Product: guanine nucleotide binding protein (G protein), gamma 2
Exons: 4
Coding region: 325-540 (71 amino acids)
Biological process (GO): G protein-coupled receptor signaling pathway
Cellular component (GO): heterotrimeric G-protein complex
Molecular function (GO): G-protein beta-subunit binding
Source: RefSeq, a predicted model, not a curated record